Musa acuminata subsp. malaccensis (wild Malaysian banana) is the source of this 1304-nucleotide messenger RNA. RefSeq lists its product as uncharacterized. Lineage: Eukaryota; Viridiplantae; Streptophyta; Magnoliopsida; Zingiberales; Musaceae. The record is from RefSeq and is a predicted model, not a curated record.
CGUUGGAUCACUAAUUCGUAUCUUAGAGCGCGUCCUCGUUUCGGAUCCCAUCUUGCUUCUUCGUUUCCUUCGAUAAAAAUCCAAUCUUUGUUCGUUUCUUCCAUCAUCCUCUUCCUUCUCGGAUCGAUUGGCCAUGGAUCUGUGGCAGCGGGCGAAGGGCUUCGCCGAGGAGGCGGCGAAGCGGUCGCAGGAGAUCUCCAAGGAGGCGGCGAAGCGGUCGCAGGAGCUCACCAAGGGGGCCGCCAGGUUCUCGCAGGAGUUCGUCUCCGAGACGGCCAAGAAAUCCAAGGAGAUCGCUUCGGAGGCUGCCAAGAAGGCGGACCUGCUCCGGUCCGAGGCCCUCCGCGCCGCCGAACAGAUCAAGACCCUCGCGGUCGACAUCCCCAUCCCGAUGCCGCCCACCCUGGGCCAGGGGUCCAAUGCGGCUGUUGUCCCUGAACCCAGGUCGGAUCUCGAGAGGUUCGGGGUCACCGAAGAGCUGAGGGAGUUCGUGAAGGGGAUCACGAUCAGUACUUUCAGGGAUUUCCCCAUGCAAGAUGAGCCGGAGACAUCAGACGUUCCCACUGUGUCGAAUGUGAGGCAGGAUCUUAGUGAAUGGCAAGCAAGACAUGCUACCCUUGUUCUGUCAACAGUGAAGGAAAUAUCAAAUUUCAGGUAUGAACUGUGCCCACGAUAUAUGAAGGAAAGAAAAUUCUGGCGGAUAUAUUUUAUUCUUGUGGAUAGUCAUGUGGCUCUCUACGAAAAGCAGUACAUGGAGGAGUUGAAGAAGAAAGAAGAACAAAAGCAAAUUGAUAGUGUCAAGGAAAAUCCAACAGCUCUCCCACCUACUUUACCAGACGCAAAAGAAACGAUACUGCCAAAAUCUUCUACCUCACUAACUGCAGAAGAUUUGGAUGCAUUUCUUCUUGGAGAUCUUGGAAGUGAUGAUGAGGGUCUCGAUGAUGGCAAAGAUGGUUUGGAUGAUGAUUUUGAUAAGAUUGGGAGCACCUCGGGUUUAGAUAGUGAUAGUGAGAAAAUCUAAUCAGCAACUCAGCUCGGCCAAUGCGGAUGGGAACUUGAACAUGAGCUUUCUCAGUUUCUACAUAGUACAGUGUUUGCUUUCUUAGUCUAUAACAGUGCUUCAUUGUUGUACAUCUAAUCUCUUAUAUGUUAUAUGUCCUUCAAAUUUCUUUCAGCCUGUGUACAAUAAUUCUGAUAUUUAUCUCCUUUCCUUCCAACCUCAGCUUGUACUGUUCAUGAAUGAUAUCAAUGUUUCUUGUAAUUGUACUGUGAAUUGGUAGUAAAUGAGUAUUCUCCUUCUGCAA